UGGAGCUCCGGGCAGGGGGCUCCUAGGUGAAGAGUGGGCUAUGGAGGGCACCUGGCCCGGCAGUGUGGGCGUAGGGAGAGGGGUUCCCAGUAGCACGGAUAGGAGCUCGAAUGAGAGGUCAGGGGCCCGAGGUGACGGGGCCCAUGGACCAGCCAGCUGGCCUGCAGGUGGACUAUGUCUUCCGUGGUGUGGAGCAUGCAGUGCGCAUGGUGGUUUCUGGGCAGGUACUGGAGCUGGAGGUGGAGGACCGCAUGACGGCUGACCAGUGGCGGGGAGAGUUCGAUGCCAGCUUCAUUGAAGACCUGACUCACAAGACAGGGAACUUCAAGCAGUUCAGUAUCUUCUGUAACAUGAUGGAGUCGGCUCUCACCCAGAGCAGCGAGUCAGUCACCCUGGACCUGCUGACCUACACAGACCUGGAGACCCUUCGGAGUCGCAAGCUGGGGGGCCGCCCCAGCACGCUGGCCCCCAGAUCAGCCCAGCUCAACUCCAAGCGCUACCUCAUCCUCAUCUACUCCGUGGAGUUUGACAGGAUUCACUACCCGCUGCCCCUCCCGUACCAGGGCAAGCCGGACCCUGUGGUCCUACAGGGCAUCAUCCGCUCACUGAAGGAGGAGCUGAGCCGCCUUCGAGGGCUGGAUGGCCAGAACCCCCGGGACACAAGGGAGACGAGGGAGACGGAGAUCUGGCACCUGCGGGAGCAGGUGUCACGCCUGGCCGCAGAGAAGCGAGAGCUGGAGGCCCAGCUGGGCCGCUCCCGGGAGGAGGCGAUGGCUGCCCGGGCUGCGCGCCAAGAGGCCGAGGCGCUACGCGGGCUGGUGCGGGGCCUGGAGCUGGAGCUACGGCAGGAGCGGGGCUUCGUGCACCAGACCUCGACCCGCCGCAGCCAGGACUGCCACCGCCUGGCCAAGGAGCUCGAGGAGGUGAAGGCGUCGGAGCGGAGCCUGAGAGCCCGGCUGAAGACGCUCCACGCUGAGCUGGCCUCGUACAAGAGGGGGAGACGCACUCCGCCGGUGGUGCCGCCCGCGUCCCGCGAAGAGCGGGCCUCGCUGUCCCGGGAGCGCUCCACGUCUCGGGGUCGCGGGGUCACCCGUUCCUCAUCCCGAGAGAGCAGCCGCGGGGCCCGGGGCCGAGGCCGGCCCGCCCGCUCCUCGCCCUCUCCCACAGGUAGUCGCGCGCCACGCUUCGACCCCACGGCCUUCGUGAAAGCCAAGGAGAAGAAGCAGAGGGAGAUCCGGAUGAAGCAGCAGCAGCAGCAGCAGCGGAACCGCCGAGGCAGUGGAGGAAGCGGAGACGGACCCUCGGUCUCGUGGUCUCGGCCCACGCGGCCCCCUGCUACCGAGAGGGGCCGAGGGGACGCCGCCAACCGUUCCCGGCACCGCAGCUCCUCGGUGGACAGCUUCCGCAGCCGCUAUUCCUCGGCCAGCUCCGCCAGCGAGCUGGAGGACUUCUCGGAGUCCCUCACCAGAGGCAUCCGCUCUCGAGCUCGAGGGAAGCCAGCCAGCCCCACACCCUGGAAUGGGCAGGACGUUAAGCCCAGCCCCCGGGAGCGCAGAGGUCAUCAGAAACGCCUGGCCAACUCAGGGGGCUGGGUCCCCAUCAAAGAGUACAGCUCGGACCACCAGGCCGUGGACAUGGCUGAGAUAGACGCGCGCCUGAAGGCCCUGCAGGAGUACAUGAACCGGCUGGACACGCGGUCCUGACGGGCGGGGUGGGGCUGCGCCCCGCCCACCCCAAGCCCCACCCCGCCUGCUGGGGGGCGGGGCUUGUGGAUUUUGUA
Molecule: messenger RNA, 1780 nt
Organism: Dipodomys ordii (Ord's kangaroo rat)
Lineage: Eukaryota; Metazoa; Chordata; Mammalia; Rodentia; Heteromyidae
Gene: Ccdc61
Product: coiled-coil domain containing 61
Exons: 14
Coding region: 111-1703 (530 amino acids)
Cellular component (GO): centrosome
Source: RefSeq, a predicted model, not a curated record